AUGGCCCCAUCGCUCCGCGCGCAACUCCCCUGCGCCGCAUCCCCUUCGCGCGCAUGUCUCCCCCAUAGCCUUCCUGCCAAAUGCCCCUUACCUGCGCGCGGAAGUUGCGUGAGAGGGGGACCCGCCUUGCCCCUCUCCUCUUCACACACCCGCAAUGGCCGGCCCCUUUUAAUUAGGCGCUCAUUUUCUGAUAGACACAGACACGCGGAAUUCUCGCCGCGAUCGUCGCUAGACUCCCCCCCUGAAGCGCAAGCGGAGACGCUGCCGGAAUCCCCGCUUCCCUCCGCCGCCCCUUCCCCCACAACUCCGCCAAUCGAGCCCCGUCCCACGUGGCUGGAGUAUGACAUGGCGCUACACGACAAAGACCUCCCACGUGCGUUGUCCAUCGCUACCGCUUUAGCCCCGCAGAAGACGACAGACGAAACCGCCCCAAAAUCCGCCGAAUUCCUGGAUUUACCCGCGGAGACCGCGGGGAUAGUGUCUGCUGGGGGACCGGGGCAGGCGCAGAUCGAAGGGGGGCCUGCAGGCAAGCGGGAAGUGCGGGGGGAGGAGGCGGAGGAGGAGGCGGAGCGGCAGCGGCGGUGGCUGCAGCUGCUGGAGGUGGGGAAGGCGGAGAGCGACCUGCGCGUGGUGGGGCAGACGUACGAGUGGCUGCGCUCCCAGGGGCUCCUCAGGAACUUUGGCCGCUUCCAAAACAGCAUAUUGGAGGGCGUGCCGCGGGUCGUCACUCCCAAGGUGCUCAAAGACCGGUCGGGCCUCGAAGCCAAGAACCUAGCCCCCCAGAAGUGGGGCAUGUCGUCUCCACUGCUCCCUAUCGCGCUCUUCGCAGCCUUCUCCGCCCUCGUGGAUGCGGGGGUGGACCUGCGCCCACUCACCUUCAUCUCGCUCGCCCUCGCUGUGGGGGACACGGUGUACCUGGGGGGGGCGGGCGCGGGCCAGCUGCUCAUGCUGCUCUGGGCGCCCUUCCGCGAGCGCGUGCUGGUGCACGAGGCGGGCCACAUCGUAGCAGCGUACCUGCUGGGGUGUCCGGUGCGGGGGGUGGUGCUGGACGCGUUUGAGGCGAUGCGCAUGGGGGUGAGGGGGCAGGCGGGCACGCAGUUCUGGGACGAGCGCCUCGAGGACGAGCUGCGUGCAGGCCAACUAUCAUCUGCCUCUGUCGACCGGUACAGCAUAGUGCUGUUCGCGGGGGUGGCAGCGGAGGCGGUGCAGUACGGGCAGGCGGAGGGAGGGGAGGGCGAUGAGAAUCUCUUCAAGGCCUUCCUCUCCAACCUGCAGCCCUCCUGGUCCGGCCCCCAGAUGGCCAACCAGGCACGGUGGGCAGUGCUGCAGGCGUAUUUGCUGCUGCAGCGCAACCGCGCGGCACACAGUGCAGUGGUAGAGGUGCUCAAGGCGGGUGGCGGCAUGGGGGACGUGGUGAUGGCCAUAGAACAAAACAUGGCCGGCUGA
Messenger RNA from Closterium sp. NIES-65, 1446 nucleotides. Lineage: Eukaryota; Viridiplantae; Streptophyta; Zygnematophyceae; Desmidiales; Closteriaceae. The record is from the annotation of a GenBank genome assembly.